AUGAGCGACCAGGGAAAGGGUUCGGCAUCCACUCCUACAGGGGCCCUAGCGCCGGGGUCGGAUACGUACAAAGGCUGGCUUUUUAAAUGGACUAACUAUUUGAAAGGGUAUCAACGCCGAUGGUUCGUCCUCAGCAAUGGCCUUCUGUCGUAUUACAGGACUCAGGCAGAGAUGGCCCAUACAUGUCGUGGCACUAUCAACCUGGCCACAGCCCAUAUCGACACGGAGGAUGCCUGUAACAUUGUCCUGAGCAGCGGCGGUCGCACCUACCACCUGAAGGCCAGCACUGAGGUGGAGCGCCAGAGAUGGGUCACAGCGCUGGAGCUGGCCAAGGCUAAAGCCAUCCGCAUGAUGAACGACCAGUCUGAUGACUCAGGGGACGAGGAGCCCACGACCCAGUCGGACCGCAGUGAGGGGAUUCAGGGCACUCUGAAGACCCUGAUCAGCAAGCUUGAUGACCUCGGCACGUGUAACGACCUAAUCGCCAAGCACGGGGCGGCCCUGCAGCGCUCUCUGAGUGAACUCGAGGCGCUGAGAGUCCCCGUGGAGGGAGGAGAGAAGGUCAAGGGCGUCAACGAGCGAGCCACCCUCUUCCGCAUCACCUCGAAUGCUAUGAUCAAUGCGUGUCGGGACUUCCUGGACCUAGCGGAGACCCACAGCAGGAGAUGGCAGCGGGCGCUGCAGUAUGAGAGAGAGCAGCGUAUUCACCUGGAGGAGACCAUAGAGCAGCUAGCCAAGCAGCACAACAGUCUGGAGAGAGCCUGGAGAGAGGCCCCCACACUGUCCGCCAACACGCCCAGCGCCCCCACCACAGAGAAGGGGAGUGAGAGGCUGCAGAAAGGGGAGGCGAGUGAUGAAGAUGAGGAUACAGAAUACUUUGACGCCAUGGAGGACUCCCCUGCCUUUAUCACAGUGACCGCCACUGAGAACACACAGCACAGGCAUUCUCAGAGUAACCUGAGUGGAGCGAGUGGAGGCCAGACCAAUGACUGGAACCAGGAAAAUGUGAGUGUGUAUCCUAGCUGUAAUGAUUCAGGGAAAGAGCUGCAGCCCCUCAGAAGGAGGAGGAGCCACAUCCCAGACAAACCCAAUUACUCCCUCAACCUGUGGAGCAUCAUGAAGAACUGCAUCGGCAAGGAGCUCUCCAAGAUCCCCAUGCCUGUGAACUUCAACGAGCCCCUGUCCAUGCUGCAGCGGCUGACAGAGGACCUGGAGUACCAUGAGCUGCUGGACAAGGCGGCGCGCUGCGAGAGCUCCCUGGAGCAGCUGUGUCUGGUGGCAGCCUUCUCUGUGUCCUCCUACUCCACCACUGUCCACCGCACGGCCAAGCCCUUCAACCCCCUGCUGGGGGAGACCUACGAGCUGGACCGCCUGGAGGACUUCGGCUACCGCUCGCUGUGUGAGCAGGUGAGCCAUCACCCCCCAGCAGCAUCUCACCAUGUGAUUUCUCAGCGAGGCUGGACCCUCUGGCAGGAAAUCACCAUAGCCAGCAAGUUUCGUGGCAAAUACCUCUCCAUAAUGCCUCUGGGUGCCAUUCACCUGCAGUUCCACUCCAGUGGGAACCAUUAUGUUUGGAGGAAGGUAACCUCCACCGUGCACAACAUCAUCGUGGGCAAGCUGUGGAUUGACCAGUCAGGGGACAUUGAGAUAGUCAACCACAGGACCAAGGAGACGUGCCACCUCAAGUUCUCCCCCUACAGCUAUUUCUCCAGGGAUGUCCCACGCAAGGUGACAGGGGUGGUGUCAGACAGUGGAGGGCAGGCCCACUACAUCCUGUCUGGCACAUGGGACGAUAAGAUCGAGAGCUCCAAGAUCGUCCAGAGCAGCAAAGGGGGCAGCGGCUCCGAGGGCAAGCAGAAGACAGUCUACCAGACCCUGUCCCCCAAACUACUGUGGAAGAAAUACCCUCUCCCGGAUAACGCUGAGAACAUGUACUUCUUCUCGGCGCUGGCGCUAACGUUGAAUGAGCCGGAGGAUGGGGUGGGGCUGACGGACAGCCGGCUGAGACCGGACCAGAGGCUGAUGGAGGCGGGGAGAUGGGACGAGGCCAACUCUGAGAAACAGAGACUAGAAGAGAAACAGAGAGCUGUGAGGAGAAGGAGAGAGGCAGAGGCCACAGAUGCACUUGAUGACGGCCGGGAGUACGAGGGCUUCCAGCCACAGUGGUUCCACAAGAGGACGAACGCCAUCACUGGAGAGACAAACUUUGUGUACAAGGGUGGAUACUGGGAGGCUAAGGACAGUCAGGACUGGAGUAUGUGCACUGAAAUCUUCUAAGCCUCGACCACACCCAUCCUACCCCCUCACUGGACUCACCCAGGCCCAUGAGACUGCUCUACCA
This is a messenger RNA of Salvelinus namaycush (lake trout), 2341 nucleotides long. Its product is annotated as oxysterol-binding protein 2-like. Lineage: Eukaryota; Metazoa; Chordata; Actinopteri; Salmoniformes; Salmonidae. The record is from RefSeq and is a predicted model, not a curated record. Gene Ontology annotation, molecular function: cholesterol binding. The transcript has 14 exons. The coding region runs from base 1 to 2277 and encodes 758 amino acids. Gene Ontology annotation, cellular component: intracellular membrane-bounded organelle; membrane; cytosol.